This is a messenger RNA of Yamadazyma jaroonii, 1830 nucleotides long. Lineage: Eukaryota; Fungi; Ascomycota; Pichiomycetes; Serinales; Debaryomycetaceae. The record is from the annotation of a GenBank genome assembly.
AUGGUAGAUACCAAGAUUUCUUACUUUGAUAUUAGGGUAAAUAGUCCUCACAAGGAUCUUAUUGUCAUCAAAGGGAAUGAAAAUGAAUGUGAUCCCAUAUUCUUAGAAGGAAGGGUAAAGUUAUCGGUAAAUCAAAAUAUCCACGUCAAAAAGGUCAAAUUAAGCUUGAUUGGUGAAUUGAGCGUUACAUAUUUCGAAAAAGAUGAAAAUGGUGCUGUUACCAAUCACAUACUCGAGAAAUUCAUCACACUUAAGGUCGAUUGGGAUAAUCUUUUGAUCAAUGAUGAAGGAACGAUUGUCCUUGGAUCUUACGGUGAUAAGCCUGUGAAGGCUUAUAAAGCAGGUAAGCUUCAAGCUCAUUCACAUUUAGAAGAGAUGAAACAAGAAUCAAGGGCUAGACCGACUUUUGAUAGAACUAAAUCUCAACCCAAUUUAAGUAAGGCUCAUAAGAAAGAAGCACCCACCAUUAAAUUACCAACUUCAGGUAUUGAUGGAACACCAUUUAAGAACUCCUCGAGUCAUCAUUCGUUCUUAUUACCUAAUGGGAACUAUUCCUUACCAUUCAAAGUGGUAUUACCUACUAAUAUUUGUGAGACUGUGGAAGGGUUAGCUAUUGGGAAAUUACUCUAUAAAUUUGAAGGGUCCAUCCAAAAGGGGAUGUUAUUCGAUAAGCCAAUGGUCAAAUCUAAAUAUAUGAGAUUUGUCAGAACAUUACAUCCCAAUAGUUUGAGUCUUGUGGACAAUAUUGAUAUAGUCAAUACUUGGCCAGGGAAAGUCGAUUAUAAAGUGUACUUGAAUAAAAAGGGGGUUGCCAUUGGCUCAACAAUCCCUAUUCAAGUACUAAUUGUACCAUUAGUCAAAGGUAUUUCAUUGAAAAAGAUCACUACUGAAGUAGUACAACAUUGUCACGUGAACUAUCUUGAAGGUAGAUCACCUGAAUUCGAACAAGUUUUCGGUCAUCAACAAGUUAUGGGACCUUUAGAUGAAUCAAUUCUCAGUCAAGAUUCUUGGAACCUUACUUGUCAUUUCAAAGUUCCUAAUUCCAUCAAGGAAGUCACCCAAACAUGUCUUUUAAAUAAUGAUUUGAUUCAAGUCAGACACAGAUUAAGAGUUACUAUACAAAUUCGAAACCCCGGUGGUCAUACGAGUGAGUUGAGAGCUAAUCUCCCUAUUACUCUUUAUAUCAGUAGUACUAUUGGUCAUGUUUAUGGACAUCAUUUUGAAAUCGAUAACCAUCAUGGGUUAUUCAACAUUGUUAGGAAUAAAGAUGAUGCAUUAUUCAAGAGAGACAAGUUCAAUACCCCUAAGGUAUCACCAUCAGUCACUCCUUUAGUUAGUCCUGAUAUCACCCCCCGUCAUUCCCCUACAUUAUUCCCACUUGAUGAUACUUUAGAUGAAGAGGAUGAACUUGAAAACGUCUUGGCUCCCCCACUUUAUGAGGAAAGUAAGAAGGAUAAGAUAUUCGAUAUAACCAGUGCCAAAUCACCUAUUGAACAAUUAGGGACGAGUUAUUUUGAUUUACCACGAUCAAAUAGUGAAGUCAUGAGUGGACUGUUAGAUCUUAAUAUCUUAAGUAAAGUUCCCAGUUAUUUCGAAGCUGUAGAUGAUGAUGAUGAUAGUGGGGAUUUAGCUCCCAGUUAUGAUAAUUCAUUUGACGCUAUGAUUGGGUCUAACUCAAGUCAAACAAGUUUACCUUCAAAAUUGAGUAAGAACGCUUCAAGUUCUAGUUUAAGUAACAGUUAUAGUCAUAGAUCACCAUUACAUUCACGUAGUUCCAGUAAGUUCAAUUUAAAUUUCAAUAGGAAAAAGGACAAGCCAGAAAAGUCAUAG